UGGAGACUGGGGGGAGAAAGGCAACCUGACAGCCAAUGAGCCCUGCCCGGCUGGGGUGAAGGCAGGAGGAGAGGGAGCUGGGGAAGGGAAAGAAAAAAAAAAAAAAAAAAGAAGAAGAAGAAGAAGAAGAAGGGAAGAAAGGAGGGGAGCAUCCUUUCACUACCUCCGCCGGCAUCGCCUCCACCAUUGACACCGCUCCGCGCCUCCGCUCGCGCCCAUCCAUGCCCGUGCCGCCGGUUCGGUGUUAGGGCUGAACCGCAGCGGCUGAAGAAAAUGGGGCAGCGCGCGGGCCGGGCCGUGUUGCUGCUGCUGGCGGGGCUGCUGGGCGAGGCGCGGGCAGGAUUCCCCAACACCAUCAGCAUCGGUGGACUUUUCAUGAGAAACACUGUUCAGGAGCACAGCGCGUUUCGGUUUGCUGUGCAGUUAUACAACACAAACCAAAACACCACCGAAAAGCCCUUCCAUCUGAACUACCACGUAGAUCACUUGGACUCUUCCAACAGUUUUUCAGUGACAAAUGCUUUCUGCUCACAGUUUUCCAGAGGAGUUUAUGCCAUCUUUGGAUUCUAUGACCAGAUGUCAAUGAACACACUGACGUCAUUUUGCGGAGCCCUUCACACGUCCUUCAUCACACCCAGCUUCCCAACAGAUGCAGACGUGCAGUUUGUCAUCCAGAUGCGGCCAGCAUUAAAAGGAGCCAUCCUGAGUCUCUUGACCUAUUACAAGUGGGAAAAGUUUGUGUACCUCUAUGACACAGAACGGGGAUUUUCCAUUCUCCAGGCAAUUAUGGAAGCAGCAGUUCAAAACAACUGGCAAGUGACAGCCAGAUCUGUAGGAAGCAUAAAGGAUGUUCAAGAAUUCAGAAGAAUUAUAGAGGAAAUGGACAGGCGACAAGAAAAAAGAUACUUAAUUGACUGUGAAGUAGACAGAAUAAACACCAUUUUGGAACAGGUUGUAAUCCUUGGCAAACAUUCUAGAGGCUAUCACUACAUGCUAGCAAACCUGGGUUUCACAGACAUUGUGCUGGAGAGGGUGAUGCAUGGAGGUGCCAAUGUUACUGGAUUCCAGAUAGUUAAUAAUGAAAACCCAAUGGUUCAACAGUUUCUACAACGCUGGGUGAGGCUCGAUGAAAGAGAAUUCCCAGAAGCCAAAAACUCACCAUUAAAGUAUACAUCUGCCCUGACCCAUGAUGCAGUCCUAGUCAUAGCAGAGGCUUUCCGUUACCUCCGAAGGCAGCGUGUGGAUGUCUCCAGGAGAGGUAGUGCUGGAGACUGCCUGGCCAACCCUGCAGUACCAUGGAGCCAAGGAAUUGAUAUAGAAAGAGCGCUGAAAAUGGUGCAAGUUCAAGGAAUGACAGGGAAUAUCCAGUUUGACACCUAUGGGCGGAGAACAAAUUACACAAUUGAUGUGUAUGAAAUGAAGGCUUCUGGAUCAAGAAAGGCUGGUUAUUGGAACGAAUAUGAAAGAUUUGUGCCAGCAUUAGAUCAGCUGCCCUCUAAUGACACUUCGUCUGUGGAGAACAGAACCAUAGUAGUCACUACCAUCCUGGAAUCACCAUAUGUAAUGUAUAAGAAAAACCAUGAACAACUAGAAGGGAAUGAGAGAUAUGAAGGAUAUUGUGUAGACUUAGCUUCUGAAAUAGCAAAACAUGUUGGAAUAAAAUACAAACUGUCAAUUGUUGGAGAUGGGAAAUAUGGAGCUAGGGACCCUGAGACUAAGAUAUGGAAUGGCAUGGUGGGUGAACUGGUCUAUGGGAGAGCAGAUAUAGCUGUUGCCCCCCUCACCAUAACAUUGGUGCGAGAAGAAGUCAUAGACUUUUCCAAACCCUUUAUGAGCCUGGGAAUCUCCAUCAUGAUCAAGAAGCCUCAGAAAUCUAAACCGGGCGUAUUCUCUUUCCUGGAUCCUUUGGCUUAUGAAAUUUGGAUGUGUAUAGUCUUUGCUUACAUUGGCGUCAGCGUAGUUCUUUUCCUAGUCAGCAGAUUCAGCCCUUAUGAAUGGCACUUGGAAGACGGCAGUGAAGAACCGCGUGACCCUCAGAAUCCUCCUGAUCCUCCCAAUGAGUUUGGAAUAUUUAACAGCCUUUGGUUUUCCCUGGGUGCCUUUAUGCAGCAAGGAUGCGAUAUUUCUCCAAGAUCUCUCUCAGGGCGAAUUGUUGGAGGAGUCUGGUGGUUCUUCACUCUCAUCAUAAUCUCUUCCUACACUGCUAAUCUUGCUGCCUUCCUUACGGUGGAAAGGAUGGUGUCUCCCAUAGAGAGCGCAGAGGAUCUGGCUAAACAAACCGAGAUAGCCUAUGGCACUUUGGAUUCAGGCUCAACCAAAGAAUUCUUUAGAAGAUCGAAAAUUGCCGUCUACGAGAAAAUGUGGUCGUACAUGAAGUCGGCCGAGCCCUCCGUGUUCACCAAAACCACGGCGGAUGGGGUGGCGAGGGUGCGCAAGUCCAAGGGGAAGUUCGCCUUCCUGCUGGAGUCCACCAUGAACGAGUACAUCGAGCAGCGCAAGCCCUGUGACACCAUGAAAGUCGGCGGGAACCUGGAUUCCAAGGGCUACGGGGUAGCCACCCCCAAAGGCUCAGCAUUAAGAAAUGCUGUUAACCUGGCAGUAUUAAAACUGAAUGAGCAAGGCCUCUUGGACAAAUUGAAAAACAAAUGGUGGUACGACAAAGGAGAGUGCGGCAGCGGGGGAGGUGACUCCAAGAACUCCUGUAAACCUUGCAGUAUUGAAACUCAGUGAACAAGGCAUCUUAGACAAGCUGAAAAACAAAUGGUGGUACGAUAAGGGUGAAUGUGGAGCCAAGGACUCCGGAAGUAAGGUCAGUCGCUGAAGGUCUUUUCGUACUGAUUAGCAAUCACGUUUUGACCCACUGUUUGUGUAUACAGAGAAUGACUUUCAAAAGUUGCUGUUUACAUUCUGAAGGUUGAAAGAAAAGAAUAGCAAAAAAAAUUGUUAAAAGUCUCCGAAAAUGAGCGCAUUUUUUCUUACGUGCAGUAACAGACUUUAGUUGUAAGUACGUUUUGCUAUUUAGUAUUUUGCUGCAAAGACAUGGAAGGAGAGUCCCCCAAAGCGCACGGAGCUGCCACCCUCAUGUGAAUUUGCAAGCUCCCUCUCAGUCAGUGUGUUUUAUUCAGGCCAGCAUCUUUUUCCUUAUGUUAUUUUCAGUUUGAUUGAACGCCUGCAUUUUGUUUCAAAAUUAUAACUGAGAUCUGUAGGGGUCAGUCUGCAAACAGCCGCGUGCUUGCAAAGGGUGGACGAGUAGAGGCCAGGCCCCUGGUGAGGAAGCAGCGCCCUUCCCGCCCUAUUGCCCGCCUCACUUGGACAUGUGUUUAGCUGCAUUUUGGAGCUGCUGCUGGCGCUGCUGUCUGCCAUUCCCACUCCACCUGGACCCGUUUUGCUGCUGCACGGCUGCUGCCAGCCGCGUGCCCGGCCCCGUGGGGACACUGCGUGGGCAGGGCCGGCUGCAUCAGCCAGGCUGGGUUUGCAGCAAACACUCAUUUACGCCAUUCAAUUUAAGCCAUAUUAGGAUGUCGUAUUUUUUUUUAAUGCCUAUAUAGCCGCUGAGGAUAAAAACACCAAUGUGCUGUGCUUGUUGGAGUGAAGGAUGCUCUCAAAGACAUCUCUGGUUGUCACCCCGCUGACAUCAGCACUGCUCCCCUGGUGCCUUCCAAGGGGCAAAGCACUUGCUGUAACUGUUCCCCCCAAAAUGCUCCCGAUUUGGAGGCCCCUGCCCAUGUCAGGCCCCAUGCCAGGCGCUGCCCUGCUUUCAGCUGGGCUGGGGGCUGCGUGGGGCACAGCCCCAGAGCUGCUCUGGGAGACAGAAGGGAUCUGAGCACAGUCCCGCAGCAAUUGGCAAGAGGCAGAAAUGGGCAAUAGCUUCAGCUCUCAGUGCAGGCUGUUUGCUAAAAUGUGAAACACAGACACGUACAAGGUACAUCCUCCCAAUUCUGAGUACACGGAAGGGUGGAUGCCCCUGGAGGCAGCCACACACUGAGGUCUGUCUGGGCACACCUGGGCUCACUUUGCCUCUCAGCUCAGGCGUGAACCAGCAGCCCCUCCCGCGUGCAGCAGCAAAAGGGUUGUACUCUUCUUUAAUCUGAUCACAAAAUCCUGUUUUUUAAAAUGAAAGCCUUCCCCCCCCCCCCAUGUGCCACAUCCUGAGGGGAUGCAAAUCCCAGGCAGCAUAUUUUGUGCUGCAGUGAUGCUUUUUGCUCCCUGCAGGUGCUGGCUUAGCUUAGGGCUCUCCUGCUGACCUUAACCUAGCUGACCAUCUUCCUAGGACUGUUUUUUUUGUUUGUUUUUUUUUAAGACUGUUGGAAAAAAGGCAGAAAAGUUUAGCAGCAUCUCACUGAUUGUAUCUACAUUCACCAAAGCCAGGCGCCUAGUGGCUUGGGUUUUUCUUUUUACUUUCAUAAUGCAAGAACUUGCUACUUCACAUAGCCCUGGCCUGUCUGAUAGAGCUCCCCAAAGGUGCCCUGGCCUCCAGCUUCACCCCGGGGCAGUGAAGGCCUGGGGAAGCCAAUGGCAAAAAUCCCAUUGACUUCCACAUGGCUGAGGUUUUGCCUGGCGACCGGCGUGGGACAGAGCAGCUCCUGCUGCCCUCCCUGUCCCACGGGGCCAGCGGCACCGGUAGGGUCACACAGUGUGAGCGCAGCGGGUAAGGCUGCUGGGUCGUGGGGGGGCUGGGGGGAUUUGGAGUUGAUCAGAAAGUUUGUGCCGUGUGUGGUCGUUGUUAGGACUGAGUGCAAAGUAACCUGUUUUCUGUCUGCCUUUUUCUCACAGCAAAACUAACGGCGUGGUUCGUUUCUCUUAGGACAAGACCAGUGCUCUGAGCCUGAGCAAUGUGGCCGGGGUUUUCUAUAUUCUUGUCGGAGGCCUCGGGCUCGCCAUGAUGGUGGCUUUAAUCGAGUUUUGUUACAAGUCUCGGGCAGAGUCCAAGCGAAUGAAACUCACCAA
This is a messenger RNA of Numida meleagris (helmeted guineafowl), 4947 nucleotides long. RefSeq names its product glutamate ionotropic receptor AMPA type subunit 3 (gene GRIA3). Gene Ontology annotation, biological process: synaptic transmission, glutamatergic; monoatomic ion transport; modulation of chemical synaptic transmission. Gene Ontology annotation, molecular function: transmitter-gated monoatomic ion channel activity involved in regulation of postsynaptic membrane potential; AMPA glutamate receptor activity. Gene Ontology annotation, cellular component: plasma membrane; dendritic spine; postsynaptic membrane. The transcript has 15 exons. Bases 274 to 2730 code for a protein of 818 amino acids. Lineage: Eukaryota; Metazoa; Chordata; Aves; Galliformes; Numididae. The record is from RefSeq and is a predicted model, not a curated record.